Phaeodactylum tricornutum CCAP 1055/1 is the source of this 2113-nucleotide messenger RNA. RefSeq lists its product with no specific name. Gene Ontology annotation, molecular function: inward rectifier potassium channel activity. The record is from RefSeq and is a predicted model, not a curated record. Lineage: Eukaryota; Bacillariophyta; Bacillariophyceae; Surirellales; Neidiaceae. Gene Ontology annotation, cellular component: plasma membrane. Bases 24 to 2078 code for a protein of 684 amino acids. The transcript has 4 exons. Gene Ontology annotation, biological process: potassium ion import across plasma membrane; regulation of monoatomic ion transmembrane transport.
CGGGUCUACCGACCCGAUCUACGAUGGUGACAUUGAGCGAAGAUCGUACCGCGGCGGGAAUGGCAGAGAGCCUAGAAGAGCCGAGGCGGGAAGAAGAAGGUGACAACAUCAAUGCCGUUAGGUUUCGGAGUGGCUCUGACGACAUCAGGACACAGUCUUCUCUCGAUCGGCAAGGUAUGGCAACAUCUCACGAUAAAGAGGGCGUAGAUGACGACGAAUCUGACGACCAAGGGGGCGACACGUUAGGUCCUUUGAUGGGAGACGAUGAUGUAGAAUUGGGAAUGGAUCGGCCGCCGUCGCAACCAGCUUCCACCCAGUCGAAGAAUGAACGAACAUCGCACGUUCACGAUUUGUCGUCCGGUAAGGCGGGUGGUGCUAGAACUCACCAGGCGGUGGUUCGAUCGGAAAACAAUUGCGAGCCGAAAAAUCCGGGAGCUCGGAGAUCGUCACUCUUGUCUCAGUAUGUCGAGGGAGCGAAAGAAGGACUAGGUGGAAUUCGACGUCGAGUAGCUAAAGAAGACGAAAACUAUGGGGAGGACGAAGAAGGAGGAGGUUUACGGACAGCAAUGCACGGCCGGCUUCAGGUAUUCUCUCGGAACUUCAAAAAGACGGACGAUUUAGAAGAAAGGGACGAAGACAUUGAGCCUGUGCAGUACCGACUUCAAGCCGUCAGACACCAUGUCAAAGGUCCUAAGCUCCUGAGAUGGCUCGGAGUUGCCGAUGGUCGAUUCAAUAUAUAUGAUGAUUACGGUGCGAAUCCUGACAGCUUCUCUCUCAACAAUCUUGUCAUGAGGUACUUGCACUGGACUUUUCGAAGCAGUUUCACUUCUGUCUUUCUGUCCGCCGCUGUCGGCUUCAUAUCUUUAACGAUGAUGUUUGCUGCUUGGAUCUGGGCCCUCGGAAGAAAAGAGCCAGGAUGCAUAGGUGGAGUUGAUUUUGAAACCGACACUUCUUACGUUGAUGCGUUCAUCUUGAGCUGGACAACCUUCUCCACGGUGGGAUUCGGAGUAAUUUUUGCCGGCACGUCUUCCGAAGUCCCGAACGUGAAAAAUUGUACAGGUAUCACAAUUGUUGUAACGCUCGAAGCUUUCGUAGGAGUCCUUUUUAGUGGCAUGAGCGGCGCAAUCAUGUUCGCCAAAGUGGCUCGCAUUCAGAGUUUUGCGCAGGUAAUAUUUAGCGAUCCGAUUGUUAUUCGAUACGGAAGUGGAGUCGCCAAUCAUGAUUCCCAGCUUGACGACGAUUCCGACGAGGGUGUAGGAGAGGCUAACGCUUUGCAGGAUAUUCCUUGCCCCGUUCUUGAGUUUCGACUUUUGAACCGACUCAAUGCCACUAUUGGAGGAGAAAUUCUUGAUGCUUCAGUCACUAUUGUAGCGAGCAUUGAUGCAACUCAGGCAUGUCCCACAGUAAGACAAGCAACACGAAGAAGGCGUGGAAAAAAGAAUAAAAAGCGGACCGUUGGUUCUCGAUCUGCGCCGAAUCAAAGAGCAUCAAUUCUGGGUUCGAACAGAGGACGGAAUGGGGAAAAUGGCUUUCGUAGCGAUGUACAGUCACUAGCGUCAAAUGUUUCUCUUCGGACUCUUGGCAAGACUCAUCAAGCCUUUGAAGAAGAUCCCACUGGUCACUUGGUCCCAAAGCGUAUUUUUUCCAAGCUGGAGAUCGAAUCGCCAGAGCAUCCCUUUUUCAAACGCGUAUGGAUGGUGCGUCACAGAUUGGAUGAAAGCUCGCCUCUGCUGAAAGCUCACGCCCGUCAAUUGGUUCAAGAAAACCAUGGACACUGGCCAAUAGAGAUGAAUAGCGCGGAAGGAGUUCGAGCCGCGGUCAAUUUUGAUCAGAUUUUAGUAAGUAUGUCCGGCACUUCCAACGCGGACGCAAACUCCGUCUACGCUCAAAAGGUGUAUGAUUUUGUCGAUGUUAACGUUGGCUAUCGCUUUGUGAAUGUUCUAUAUCGCGACACAUUUGACGGGUCGCUUUUCGUAGAUUCCAGGCUUGUCAACGAUGUAACAGAGCAAGCUGGCGGGGGUGGCGAGUCGUUCAACGCCGCUCGUGGCGAAACGCUCGGUGAUAUGUUGGUACUAUAGAUUAAGUUAAUGCAUGAUUUUUACGAGUGGUUGUG